Nasonia vitripennis (jewel wasp) is the source of this 3181-nucleotide messenger RNA. RefSeq lists its product as uncharacterized. Gene Ontology annotation, cellular component: neuron projection membrane. Lineage: Eukaryota; Metazoa; Arthropoda; Insecta; Hymenoptera; Pteromalidae. The transcript has 8 exons. The record is from RefSeq and is a predicted model, not a curated record. Gene Ontology annotation, biological process: synapse organization. The coding region runs from base 741 to 1748 and encodes 335 amino acids.
GUAUGCGUGCGAGCUAUACUCGCUGCUGCACUCUGGCCCUCUCCUUCUUCUCCGCGCGGUUUUCUCUGUCGCUCCUGCAUAUGCUCGACUCGCCGCUCGCGAUGCAUUGUGAGCGUGUGUGUGUUCGUGUAUACUUAUAGAGCGGGUUAACUGUGACGGUGCGAUGCUCAUCGGUCGUAUUGUGCGCGACUCGCGAGAGAGAUUUUUUUUCCCGCUUCGAGGGAAACGGUGACGCGCGGAUGGCGCGGUGCGGGACGUGCUCUCGGACGUGGUGGAGAACACUGGACACUGGACAAGGACUCGGAGGUGCGACUGCAGCCAGCGGAUUGGAUCAUGGGAAGCGGCUACGUGUUGGCGAAGAUCCUGAUUCUUUUCCAGGUGCUUUACGAAACUUCAGUCUUCGAUCACAAUUCGCUUACUUUUGUAAGUGGGUUCGGAGGGAUCCCUGAGGUAGUAAAGCAUUUUGGAAGAUUUCGAUCAGGAUUCGAGUCAGCUGAGAUAGUUCGCAGACGGAAAUUCAUUGCAACAAUUGAGUAUACAUCAUACUUGAAGAAUAUUCACUCAGGGUGAUGUGCAGAUGCAGAACUUCCAUCGUUUAGAAUACCUUCGAGGAGAUCUUCAAGGUGUCAAAGACGCGCCAAGCAGCAUGUUCGCGAAAGCAGUAUCGAGCUGGCAGAGUAGAGGGGUCGGAAGCAGCGAACGACGGCGACGACGAGGACGACGACGCCGCAUGGGGAAACAUGGUCCUUGAGGCGCUGACCGGCUUGUCUGCGGCGCAGCCAGUACGGCGCAACUACUACCAGCAGCAAUACCAGCAGUAUCGUCAGGAUCACUUCUACCACUACGACAUAUCACAGGGUUAUAGGCUGCUGCUGCUACUCGGGCUAGCGCUCAGCUGCCUCGGACCAAGCGAUCGGCCGACUGGUGGUGCGCGAGCCGAGGUUCUCAGUCUGAACUCCAACACACUGGACAGGACAGCAAAACCUGUCGAUGUGACGUUGCCGCCCACGCUGCCUAUGACCUUUGGCACCGAGAACUCGACCGUCAUCCAUGCACAGUCUGGAUCAACGGCACAUCUGCCCUGUGUUGUUCAUAACAUCGGAGAAGGAAUGGUGACGUGGAUUCGACGAAAGAAGGACCAUCAGCUACUGACUGUGGGCCUGACGACGUACGCGAGUGACGAGCGCUUCCAAGCCCGACACUUUCAGCACAGCGAGGACUGGACUCUACAGAUCAAGUUCGUGCAGCCAAGGGACGCCGGCAUGUACGAGUGCCAGGUCUCGACCCAUCCGCCCACCAGUAUAUUUCUCUUCUUGGAGGUCGUCGAGGCUCGAGCGGAGAUAAGCGGACCGAGCGAGAAGUUCGUCCGUCCGGGUAGCACGCUCCAGCUGCACUGCCUCGUGAAAAAGUCUACGGAGCAGCCGUCGUUCCUGUUCUGGUUCCACAACAGCCGGAUGAUCAACUACGACGUGGAGCAAGGUGUGAAUGUCAGCACGGAUCUGAUGGCGCGCGAGUCGUGGCUUGAGGUUCCGCGCGCCUCUGGACGACAUUCCGGCAACUAUACCUGCGAGGCGAGCAACGCCACGCCCGCCCGAGUCUUCGUGCACAUCUUUAACGGUGACAACCCAGCCGCAAUGCAGCAUAGCCUAGCCAGCUCUCCGUCAGUAAUAGCCUGCUCGGCGCUGAUGACCCUCAGUACCGCGUUGAAAUUAGCGCUGCAGCACGUUUACGUCUACGCGGGCAGUUAGAGGGGCCCGAGGACUCGAAUAACGUUAACGAUGAUCAGUGGAUUUUUGUAGGUUAGGUGCUAAUUGCCGGUUCUGUUUUAUCGACGGUCGGGAUGUCGCUGUUUACCGGCGGAGAUUUGUACGAUUAGUGAAAAAAUGGAGCAGCGCGUUUGGCAUGAAUGCAAAUUAAUGAAUUGAAGCUCCGUCGGUAACCCGCUUCUCCUUAAGAGGAUGUGAAAUUUAUUAGUGUUACAUUUUUUCCAGUAUUCCGUAAGUCUUAAAUCGAUUCGAUAUUAAAUAUAAUUACUUAUAAAAUCUGUCUUCCAAUAUCUGAAAUUUACUGCACAUAGAGUUAAUUCUUACAUUUACGAAUAUAGCAAACUUUUAAAUAAUAAUUUUGCGUAGUCUGAUUGUUUCGAGAAAUAUCAAUAUUUCAGUAACAUUAAGGUAUAUAUAACUAUAAGAAGUAAUGAAUUUUAAAAUUUACGAAAAUUCCGUGGUGUUCAAACUUGCUAUCAACAAUUGUCUCUGUCCAAUAUAGGUAGAUUUGAAAAAAUUGAGAAAACACUUUCACAUCUUCUUCAUUUUUACAAUUUGUUCAAACCGCACAAACGUUUUGAACAAUUUGUAAAAAUGUUAGCGUCGAUAAAGUAGGGACUAGAUAAUUCUCCGAAAUGCUCUAUAAAGAGCGUAAAAAUAUAGAAGCGUCAAAACCCUAUUAUAUACAGGAACAAUUCUUGUUAUAGUUAAAUGAAUAAUAAUUGAAAAAAAAACAAACAAAAAUAAAUCCGUUUGACUUCCAUAUGCUGGUUACUUGACGCAUUUCAAAGACUGUUUUAUCGAAUUUGCAUAAAGAGAUUGGCUAUUUAAUGUAUCUUUGCAAUGCAAUCAAUAAUCAGUAUAGGAAAGCCAGACAAUCACAAGAUAACAAGACAACGUGUAUAAAUUGGUGAAUUAAUUUGUAAAAUGUUUCGUCGGUAAGUUAGCAGUAUAGUCUGUAAAGCAGUAUAGCGUCGAUGUUUCGCGUCCUUUAAACUUCUACUGUAGCCAAAAGUACUAAACUAUGUAUGUACACGGAAUCUACACUGUUUUUUAACAACACGAACUUUCAAAGAAAGUAAUAUCUUUAAAAUUUCAUCAACAUUCCAUCUUAACACUAAACACACCGAAUUUACAACUUUAACAGUAAGAUAUGCUGCUCGUCCUUGCCACCAGUCAGUUAUCAAAACAGCCACAUCCUUACCUCUCGAAAUCCUGAUAAAUUUUCCGUUUUCUCAAAUCAAUUUUUCCUCUCGAACUUCCCAAAUAAAAAGGCAUUCGACGUAUGAUUGAAGUGCCAGAGCCACUUACCGAUUGACGAUUUUAUCAAUAAGAUUGAAUCUGGCCUCGAGCAUUUCUGGUGCAACCGAAAAUUGAUCAACUCCUCUAAUCGAAAAACUCGCAAGAAAAAAAAA